CAGCCACUCUCUAAUACAACUUCACCAAUGAACGAGAAUCCUGAUGUCGAGAACCAACAGAGCACCUCAGGUUUUGUGAACAACCAAAACACAACUGAGGUCCUAAAUGAAGCUGCACGGCGUCUAGUCGAAACGAAAAUAAAAGAUGUAAAGAAUGAACAGAAGAAGAAACAGGAUAUUACAUUCAGUCUUGAUAAUCCCAAGGAAAUCUUGAAAGAGGCUCCCAGCGAAGCGGAUUUGCAAGCAGUAGACAACAAUGUUGACGAAGCGACUUUGUUCAAGUCGAAACCAAAGGCACCUGAACGUUCUAGAUUGAUUAAACUCAAUCCAGGUAACAAAGUCUCCAGUGUUUCUAUUUCCAGCAAACCCAUCCAACCUACUCCUGAUGAAGUUGCUGUGAACAAUGUGAGUACGGAUGCUACUGAGAAUGCACCAAAUGAUGAUAACGAUCAAGUUACACAAGAGAUUGGCAAUCAGGAAGACACCGUCCAACAAUACCGUGAAAUGGUGAAACAGGGCCGUUUUGAUCCAGUACAAGAUUUGCCAUUCUGUUCACCUCAGGCAGCUAUAUUCAAAGAUUUAGCUCAACCAUUGUGUCUAGCACUAACCGAAUUACUUAUCAUUAGACCAAAGAAUCCUAUUAUGUAUCUGGCUAUCUGGUUAAGAAACUAUUCAAUGAACAGUUCAAAAUUUGACUGGGUUAUACAUUCCGGAUGA
Molecule: messenger RNA, 717 nt
Organism: Schistosoma curassoni
Lineage: Eukaryota; Metazoa; Platyhelminthes; Trematoda; Strigeidida; Schistosomatidae
Source: the annotation of a GenBank genome assembly